Messenger RNA from Hibiscus syriacus, 1569 nucleotides. Its product is annotated as abscisic acid 8'-hydroxylase 4-like. Lineage: Eukaryota; Viridiplantae; Streptophyta; Magnoliopsida; Malvales; Malvaceae. The record is from RefSeq and is a predicted model, not a curated record. Gene Ontology annotation, molecular function: (+)-abscisic acid 8'-hydroxylase activity; iron ion binding; heme binding. The coding region runs from base 33 to 1478 and encodes 481 amino acids. The transcript has 9 exons. Gene Ontology annotation, biological process: sterol metabolic process.
GCUUUUACCUGCAACUCACCAUUUUUUUGGCUAUGGAGACAGCUUCUCAUUUGGUUUAUAUUAUUCUCUUUCUCUCAACUCUUGUUUCAUUUCCAUUGUUAAGGAAGCAGAAGAGAGGGAUUCAGUUCAAAAGAUUGUACAGGCUUCCUCCUGGUUCAAUGGGUUGGCCAUACGUUGGGGAAACCCUUCAACUCUACUCUCAAGACCCUAACAUCUUCUUCUUGACUAAACAAAAAAGAUAUGGAGAAAUAUUCAAGACGCGCAUCCUGGGUUGCCCUUGUGUGAUGCUGAGCAGCCCCGAGGCGGUGAGGUUUGUGCUGGUGACUCAUUCCCAUUUGUUCAAGCCGACGUACCCCAAGAGCAAAGAGAAGCUCAUCGGCCCUCACGCGCUCUUCUUCCACCGCGGCGGAUACCACACUCGGCUGAGGAGAUUGGUCCAAAACUCCCUAGCCCCUCAAACAAUUAAGAAGCUUGUCCCUGAUAUCCAACACAUAGCCCUUAAAACCCUCGAAUCAUGGGCUGCCUCUCAACAAGUUAUAAACACCUUUUAUGAGAUGAAAAAGCUGUCAUUCGACGUUGGCAUUUUAUCCAUUUUUGGUCACCUAGACAAAGGGUUCAAAGUGAUGUUGGAGGAGAACUACCGGCACGUAGAUAAAGGUUACAAUUCUUUCCCAACAAACAUUCCCGGGACUGCGUAUCACAAAGCAAUCCUGGCGAGGAAGAAGCUGAAUGAGAUUUUGGGUGAAAUAAUCUGUGAGAGGAAAGAGAGAAGGGUUUUGUCGGAGGACUUGUUGGGACAUUUUUUUAACUUCAGGGACGAAAAUGGACAAACUCUGAGCGAUGACCAGAUUGCCGAUAACAUUAUUGGAGUACUUUUUGCAGCACAGGACACAACAGCCAGUGUUAUAACAUGGGUUCUUAAAUUCCUACAUGAUGACCCCAAACUUCUAGAAGCAGUUAAGGCUGAGCAAAUGACGAUAUAUGAGUCAAACAAUGGAGGAACAAUGCCCCUAACAUGGGAACAAACAAGAAGCAUGCCUCUUACACAUAGGGUGAUACUAGAGAGCUUGAGGAUGGCAAGCAUCAUAUCUUUCACAUUUAGAGAAGCAGUAGUUGAUGUGGAAUACAAGGGUUACUUAAUCCCCAAGGGUUGGAAAGUGAUGCCAGUGUUCAGGAAUAUUCAUCAUAACCCUGAAUUCUUUCCUGAUCCUCAUGAAUUUGAUCCAUCUAGAUUUGAGGUGGCACCAAAACCCAAUACCUUCAUGCCAUUUGGAAACGGCAUUCAUGCUUGCCCCGGCAACGAGCUGGCCAAGCUGGAGGCUCUCAUCUUUAUCCACCACCUAGUAACACGCUUUAGGUGGGAGGUGGUGGGUUCUAAAAGUGGUAUUCAAUAUGGCCCAUUCCCAGUGCCUCAACAAGGACUCCCAGCCAGAUUUUGGAAGGAACAAAGCAGUCCUAUUCAAGAUGUUUGCCCUUAAUUUAGUUAUUUAGUUCCAAAUCUGGGGAAAAUUACUACCCCAUCGCACCACUGUAUCCCACCUGUUUUUCACCAAUGGGGUCUCAACAAAU